AUGAAAGAAACAAUCAUGAACCAGGAAAAACUGGCCAAGCUGCAGGCACAAGUGCACAUUGGUGGGAAAGGAACUGCUCGCAGAAAGAAGAGGGUGACUCACAGAACAGCCACAGCAGAUGAUAAAACACUGCAGUUCUCCUUAAAGAAGUUCUCUGGUAUUGGAGAGGUGAACAUGUUCACAAACCAAGGAACAGUGAUCCAUUUUAACAACCCUAAAGUUCAGGCAUCUCUGGGAGCAAAUACCUUCACUGUUACAGGCCACGCCAAGACAAAGCAACUGACAGAAAUGCUUCCCAGCAUUCUAAACCAGCUUGGGGCAGACAGUCUGACUAGUUUAAGGAGACUGGCUGAAGCUCUGUCCAAACAAUCUGUGGAUGGAAAAGCACCCCUUGCUACUGGAGAGGAUGAUGAUGAUGAAGUCCCAGAUCUGGUGGAGAAUUUUGAUGAGGCUUCUAAGAAACUUGCCAAUGCGAAGGAGUACCUCUUCAAGUUUAGUGGCCUCCUUUGCAGCCUAUCGGCCUUGGUGUUCGAGAUAGUCAUCGCAAGCAGCCAAUUCUGGCGCCUCUGGGAAUUCGAUGACAAGCUUGUGCAAUUCGUGUCUUUUGGACUUUGGGAAGCUUACUACCCUCAAGAAUUUAAUGUUUCAGGCACUGUAACCAAGAUUCUGGUGCACACCCCUAUCAAUUCCACGUGGACCAUUUCACGUGAAUUUGAGUACGCACGGACCCUGAUAAUGGGGACUGUUUUGAUGAAGCCUGUAGUUCUGAUUUUCGGUGCAAUUGCCAUUAAGAUUGGCUGCAUGAAAGACCCAUUUAUUGAGAUGCAGUUAUAUUGCUACAAGGUUGCUGCCUUAGUUUUGUGUGUUAGCAGCAUCUUCACAUUUGUUUCUGUGAGCUGGAACCACUUUGUAGAUCAUUAUGGCCAAACCGCUCUUGACUUUCCACCUGACUUUCCGGUUAAAAAAGAAGCCUUAAUAAGCAAACACUAUACUGUUGUGUUCCCAAUAGGGGUACUGAUUGCCGCUAUGUCACUCUUUGGUGUUACCUUUUUUCUCUUUGAGAUAAACUCUUUGAAACUAAAGAGUCAGGUGAAGGCCAAGUGUGCUUCCAUCGUGGCCGAUCAAGAGAUAUGA
Messenger RNA from Microtus ochrogaster (prairie vole), 1134 nucleotides. RefSeq lists its product as uncharacterized. The transcript is spliced from 2 exons. Lineage: Eukaryota; Metazoa; Chordata; Mammalia; Rodentia; Cricetidae. The record is from RefSeq and is a predicted model, not a curated record. The coding region runs from base 1 to 1134 and encodes 377 amino acids.